This is a messenger RNA of Stegodyphus dumicola, 531 nucleotides long. Its product is annotated as syntaxin-binding protein 2-like. NCBI's taxonomy places the organism in Eukaryota, Metazoa, Arthropoda, Arachnida, Araneae, Eresidae. Gene Ontology annotation, biological process: vesicle-mediated transport. The record is from RefSeq and is a predicted model, not a curated record.
GUGCGAAAUUUAAAAGCUCCUCCCUGUAUUGCUACUGAAGUAACUUUCGAUUAGAACUUCAUCAGACCGCGAUUUUCCAAUUUCGAUGCACAUAUAAUUUAUGUUGUUGUUGUUCUGAUGUAUUUAUCCCUUUCUUCAUAAUGCCCUGGCAUCGAAAAGAGUCAAAUUUAGUCGGUAUCAGAAAUAUUUGUCGGCGAAGACUAUUGGAAAACAUUUUUGAUCCUCUUAAGGUCCGCAAUGAAUGGAAAGUACUUAUUGUUGAUAAACUAGCUAUGAGUAUACUGGCUACGUGCUUUAAAACUCAAGAAAUCAUGGCUUGUAACAUUGCUAUUAUAGAAGAAAUGGAGCAAGAGCGCCAAUCUAUACCUUAUCUUUCAGCAAUUUAUAUUUUAACUUCUUCAGAAGAAGUAAUAUGCAAACUUUAUUUAUUUUACAUUCUUUUAAUUAACUGUUGGUAAUGCAUUUCAGAAAUUUAUUGCGUAUGCCUUUAAUAUACUGUGUAUAUCCUUUUUUUUCCCCCGUGACUCUUUU